AUGUCGACAGGCAAAAAUAGCUUAACAUCUUACGGCUUUCCUACAAACAUUCACUUGACUUCACUCAUUUUCUUCUCUCUUUUCCUCGGUUAUGCUCAGCAAGUACCGCAAAAUGCAUACGGUCAUAGCACCGACUAUUUGCUUACUUAUGACUUCAAAAAGAGAAUAAAAGAAACAAUAACUUGGUUUGCUGAAAACUGUUAUAAAUAA
This is a messenger RNA of Clunio marinus, 210 nucleotides long. The record is from the annotation of a GenBank genome assembly. NCBI's taxonomy places the organism in Eukaryota, Metazoa, Arthropoda, Insecta, Diptera, Chironomidae.